AUGCCCAUGUACUCUCGCAACUAUCAAUAUACCUUUGCAUUGCGCUAUAUUAUCAUCUACACCCUCAUGAGGCGACAAGCAGCAUUCGACGCCGAACUUAGAUCCUUCUCUGCCAAUGCCGCUCUCCUUGACGCCUCCAAACGGCUGUUGGCAAGCAUUGACAAGCCCUGCGCGUACUCCAACAUGCCUGUGUCCAGAACCUUGGCCAUACGCCAAAGCCUCAAUAUAUUUUCAAAAUAUGAGGCCAAUCCGCUUUCGCAGGUGUUUGGCAGCUUCAAAAUCUCCUCUUCGUUAUUGGAGGGAACUAAUGGACCUAUUGGUCCAAACGUCUCCUUACUCCCACAUCGCAUUGUUUCUAGGUUACAGUUUAGCAAAAUUGGUCGCUCCAUUGAUCUGAACUUGAACGAAAUCAGCCUUCUGGAUAUCGGCAUCUUCAAAAACGAUGAACGGCGCGUUGCCUCCAAGUUCCAUGCUGGUUUUCUUCAACAACUUCCCACAUUCGCCAUUGAGCAAUAUUACCGACAACAGUAG
This is a messenger RNA of Trichoderma virens Gv29-8, 531 nucleotides long. RefSeq lists its product as uncharacterized. The transcript is spliced from 5 exons. The coding region runs from base 1 to 531 and encodes 176 amino acids. The record is from RefSeq and is a predicted model, not a curated record. Lineage: Eukaryota; Fungi; Ascomycota; Sordariomycetes; Hypocreales; Hypocreaceae.